This is a messenger RNA of Leptopilina boulardi, 1059 nucleotides long. RefSeq names its product zinc finger protein 467-like. Gene Ontology annotation, molecular function: DNA-binding transcription factor activity; RNA polymerase II cis-regulatory region sequence-specific DNA binding. Lineage: Eukaryota; Metazoa; Arthropoda; Insecta; Hymenoptera; Figitidae. The transcript has 5 exons. Bases 1 to 1059 code for a protein of 352 amino acids. The record is from RefSeq and is a predicted model, not a curated record. Gene Ontology annotation, biological process: regulation of transcription by RNA polymerase II.
AUGUUGGUAUUACUCCAAGUUUGCAUGAAUUACUGCCAAUUGGAAUUAUUGCGGCACUAUAAUUCAGAAGAAGAUGAGAAUAAUCAACUUCCUAGUGAAAGUCGUCAUUAUUGUCCAACUUGUGGUCGUAGUUAUAAAUAUCGCAAGCACAUGCUUUGUCAUUUUCGUAAUGAAUGCUCAAUAACAAAACGAUUUUCCUGUCCCUAUUGCAAUAAACGUUACACUCAACGUGCCAAAGUUUGGAGACAUAUAAUUCCAGUUCAUCCUAAUAAAGAAUUAUUUUUGUUUUCCAAAAGAAAGAAUGGAUACCAAUGUCAAAAUUGUAAGAAAUGUUACAAACAGAAGACCUCGAUGAUUACACAUAUUUCAUAUCAAUGUGGAAAGAGGCCACGUUUCUCUUGUCCUUAUUGUGGCAAGAGAAAUCAUCAAAAAAUUCUCGUGCUUAAUCAUGUAAAAAUUCAUCAUCCAAAAAGACCAAAAGCAUACAUCGACGAGACAGAUUGCAUCAUGAUAUCGCCAAUGGAAUUUGAAUACAUAUCAACAUCAAUUGUCAACAAUGCUCAUAGUCGAAAUCAAAGAGGAAAAACAACAACAACAAUUGGCAAAAAUUCACCAAUCACUGGUCAAACAUUCAAGUGUUCAAAUUGUCCAAGUUGUUUUAGUCAUCAUCGUAAUUUAACGAGACAUCAAAAAUAUGAAUGUUUACAACCACCGAGAUUUUCAUGUCCACAUUGUCAAUUUCGUUCAAAACAAACGAGCUCAGCGGCAGAACGGCUACUGUUGUCAAAAAAUUUGGAAAAUAUAUCACUGGUACCAUCGAUAUCUGAUCUCGCAGCAAUAUGGCUUGUUAAACAGCGUGCCGAAUAUCCUUACAGCUGUCCACAAUGUGGAAAACGUUAUCAACAUCGUGCAACACUUUUACGUCAUUCGCGACACGAAUGUAAUAAAGAGCCACGUUUUUUGUGUCCCUAUUGUUCUCAUCGAACGAAACAACGUGGAAAUUUAUAUCAACACAUUCGUACAAAUCACGCUGGCAAACGAGUAUUUUGCAAUGAAUAA